GAUACGCCUCCACCACCACCCCAGUCUCGCGCCGCUGCUCGCUGCAGCGAGGCGCAUGUCCACCUGUGGUUGUACGCACUCUUAACGUUAUGGUACUUAUGAAUGAAAAUAAACAAGACAUGAGGACAGUGCUUAGUGAGAGUAACGCCAAUGUAGGGUGCCGUGACGUAGUGCCUGCUGGAAUGUGUCUCUGUAACUCCUGACCAGACGUCAACACAAUCGACUUGAGAAUGGUCUAAGACGGACUAAAACGUCGUCGUCCCUUCACCUUCUAGUGUGUGGUCUGGUCACCACAUUAAAGUGCUCCUGGAGAAGCAAGAAGUGUCCGGGGGGUCUAACAAGCCUUCAUAUAGUUGCACCAGCCAAUAGGGUUCAUCAUUAUGAAUGACACAACGUUAUUGAUGACUGCGUGUGUGAGGAGUGGCGACGAGACGGGAUUCCUGCACCAACUUGCUGCUGGUGGAGAUGCACGUGUGGUGCUGCCUCCUGAAGACGACGGUGCUGGGGGCUGCACACUGCUGGGAUUGGCAGCGGUGUUGGGUCAUCACCACCUUGUGUCGCCCCUGGUGUCUGCUGGCGUCCCUGUGGACGACCCUGGCCUUAACACCCGCACUCCUCUCCAUAUUGCUGCAGUUCAUGGUCACCUAGACUUCGCGCGCGCUCUGCUGAAGGCUGGAGCCAAUACUGAGGCCGCCAGCGCAGAGGAUGAUGGAGAGAGGCCAUUGCACCUGGCGUGUCGGUGGGGUCAAGAGAGCCUCGUUACCUUGCUGGUGCAGGAAGGCGCUGAUAUUGAGGCUUCAGACAAUAAUGGUUGGGGCCCACUACACUGUGCCAGCUACGUGGGUAAUGCACAAGUAGCGAGUACUUUGAUCAGGUCUGGAGCAAACAUUGAAGCUUCAGUAGGGUUGUGGAGACCUCUACACAGGGCAGCCUUAUGGGGUCAUGUCAACGUUAUAAAGGUGCUCUUAGACGCAGGCGCAAACAUCGAAGCUCAAGGCUCUUUUGGAAACCGCGCCAUUCAUUACGCCGCAUCACGAGGCCAGAUACCUGUCUUGGAAUUACUAGAGAGCCGAGGAUGUGACCUCCAGGCUGUUGAAAGACUGGGAGGGAACGCACUUCACAGCGCGGCCAGCGGGGGCCGUCUACGGACGGUGCAGUGGUUGGUGGGGAGGAGUGUGUGUCACAGAGCCCAGAACACCGACGGACGCACCGCAGAGGACAUGGCGCAGCUGUACGGCCAGCACCACGUAGCCUGGUGGCUCCACAAGCAGCUCUCCCACCCCGCGCCCAGUGAACACACACAAACGGAAGCGAGCCAGGUGGAGUACGAGCGUAUUGGAAACAUAACCUUGAAGUGGGCCAAGACCGGGAACUCAGCUAAUUUAAGUGCACAUCUUCCCUCGCGACCUUACCGCAUUCACUACCAGGACGCCCGAGGGUGGACACCACUCCACCACGCCGCCUACCGCGGCCAGCAAGAUGCAGUGCUCGCUCUCCUGUCUGUGGGCGCCUACCCUCAAGCGUUGACCCACGCCUCUGAGACACCUGGCGACCUCGCUCGCUCCCAGGGGCACACUCAUAUCGCCCAGAUGCUUCACGCCAACACACCUGACUUGUCUAGGCGGCAGCGAGUGCACCUGUAUGGGCGACUUUUGGAAAAAGUGAGCUGUGUGGAGUUGGAAGCCUCUGCUGUGGUCGGUGAUACAGAGGAAUAUUCACGUCGCGUCAGUUCCGUCAAAGAAGUGACACGCCUUCUGGUCUCCGGAGCACCCUUGGAGCCGACAGCGGGUCACACUGUGUUCGUGCUACACCUAGCCAUCACCACCAACUGCACCGACCUCCUGCCUCUUCUCCUGAGUGCUGGGGCACCACUUACCUCCACCACAGGUGGCAUGAACAUCCUGCAGUUAGCGUGGCUUUCUCCAGAUGUCACCACCCAGAUAGCGGCUAUUGUUACAAGGGCUUUAGUACACAGAAUAAAGUUUGAACUGAAUCUGAUGGAAGCUGGGAGCGAGGCAGAAGAUGAGGAGCUGAGUGUUGGGUUGGGGUUUCUGCUGGAGGAGCUGCAGGGGUCGGAGCCGUGGAGAGCAGCCUGGAGGAGUAAAAAACGGGAUUCGGUUCCCCUUACCAAGCUCCUCGUGAAAGCCUGCCAAAGAGGCGCCACCCUUACUGCAGCAUUUAUACAGCAAGGAGGAGGCUCAGUGACGUCAAGGACUUCAGAUGGUCGUACCGCACUUCACACUUCCCUGGACGCUGAUCACAUGCAUACAACUCUUAGUUUGGUUCGCCAUAUGGGAGCAAAUAUCUUUCUGUGUGACGACAAGGGAAGGCUUCCCCUCCAGCUAUGUCCUCAAGAAACAGGGAAUCAACUUUUGGAGGAUGCUAUGAGUCAAGACUACCGCGCCCUUGACUUCGUGAUGGAAAAAACUCGGAAUGGUCUGGAAAAGCAGAAUAUUGCCUGUGUGAUAGUCCUUAUGGCUGUCUUGUACUGUGAGUACAGCUUGUCAUCAUGUGAAGAAAACUUAUUCUCACAUCGUCCCAUUUUGUCCAACGAGGCUGACUUGCUGGCUGGGAAAACCAGUUUGUCAUGUGCAGCCAUCUCAUCUCCCAACCAAACCUCUACAUCAGAUGGGUGGAAGAAAUUGUUUCUCCAUAUGAUAACUAUAUUGAGAAAAAUUGAGAAAACAAAGUUUACUAACGAUGAUUGGCUGAAACAACUGCUGUUUUACCAAUCACAAAUUAAUGGUGAAAGUGAUGAAGGAAAUGGAACAGUGAUGGUGACUGCAACAGAGACUCAAGAGGAGCUUGAUAUAGAGGAAGAACUCUUCUUCUUGUUCAUAGACAGGCUGAAAGAAAGAGGCAAACCAAUACUCACAAAUUCUAAGCAGAAUUCUGAGCUUGAAGAACAUGUGAACUCAACAUAUCACAAAGCCUUUCGACUGUGUUGUGAGUCAGGUCUGCCGCUCUUGACCCACCUAUUGCUGGAAGUGGCGGGUGUGCCUGUGGAUGAGGUCGUUGAUCCAGUCAGCGGGUCUACCGCGUUACAUAUUGUUGCAUCUCUUGGAUGCCUCGGGUUGCUGGAGUAUCUACUGAGCAGACAUGCGUCCCACACUGCCAGGGACGGAGCGGGCCGCACCCCUGCACACCUCGCUUACUUGUUUGGUCACGCUGCGGUGGGCGAUCGCCUGCGAGAAGGUCUUGAAGACACGCGAAGUAAAGCUGGAAAUCGACCUGAAGAUUUAUUAGCAGCCUUUAACAGUUACAUGGAGACAUACAUUCUUGAAAAAAGUAUCAGAAUUACUGCACAAGAACAGAAUGACCCUCUCUCUCUCAUAAAGGCACACUUAAAGCAGUUCAAGUGGAAGUGGAGAGCAAAUUUUGAAAGAGCUGCAAGAAAACUUCAUGUAGACUUUACCAGUGGUGAAGCUCGAGAGGUGCAGCUAACACUGACAUCAGAAUUAAGGAAAAUCGUUAGUAAUCUAGCAAGCUUAAACCCUCUUUUAGAAGGUGAUCUCCAGGUCCUGGGUAGUAGUGCAGACAACCUUCGCCUGUAUGCACCUGAUGAGUUUGACUGUAAUGUGGUUCUUAAAAAUAUUAAUGGCUUUCCAGGUGGAGGCGUAAACAUUGAGCUGACACCUCUUCCACAGGAGGUGGCGGUAAUGAAAGGUUACACCACGUGUCUCAGCGUCUCGGCUGUGAAUGAGUCUCUCAAAGCUUUUGUUGAUGGUAUGAACUUUGUGAAUAUAUUUUCCGAUGCUGUAUAUAAGUGUGUGAAAAACUUUAAGCUGUCAGAUAAUCGUCUGAGCUUUGUGACUCCGGGAAUAAGAAAGACUCAAGUUGGUGUCAAUAUUUCAUUUGCAUGGGAAGGUACCGAGUUUCCUUUAUUGUUGAUUGAUGUUGAUGUUGUCCCAGUUUUAAAAGUUCCCUGGCCUGAUAAACUGGAAAGACCUCCACUGACGCCUGUCGACAUCGACACAGUCCACAUCAGCAACACAGGUGAUGGCGACUGGCGCUAUUCUUUUGCUGUUGUUGAAAACAGAAUCUUUCGUUCCAUGUCUGAGGAUCGUCGUUUGGUGUUCCUUGCCUGUAAGCUACUUAUCGUUACCCUGAAGGUGGAGAGCUGGGCACCCCGGGACGUGAAGGAUCUGUACACAUACUGGAAUGGACGCAGGUUCAAAAUUCCUGCUCCCGCUGGUUUCAUCCUUAAGAACGCAUUCCUACUGGAGAUGGAAGACAUCAAUGAUGAUGCUGAGUGGGAACCUCAGCAUAUUCGCAAAAGGAUGUUUUCCAUUUUUCGCAGAAUGUGUGUACAAGACGAUGACGUUACUUCUGGAAAGACGCAGUACUUCCAUGGCAAGGUCUGGACCCCUUCACACCACCACAAGCCCAGCAUCAUCCCGUGCAGGUCUGGACCCCUUCACACCACCACAAGCCCAGCAUCAUCCCGUGCAGGUCUGGACCCCUUCACACCACCACAAGCCCAGCAUCAUCCCGUGCAGGUCUGGACCCCUUCACACCACCACAAGCCCAGCAUCAUCCCGUGCAGGUCUGGACCCCUUCACACCACCACAAGCCCAGCAUCAUCCCGUGCAGGUCUGGACCCCUUCACACCACCACAAGCCCAGCAUCAUCCCGUGCAGGUCUGGACCCCUUCACACCACCACAAGCCCAGCAUCAUCCCGUGCAGGUCUGGACCCCUUCACACCACCACAAGCCCAGCAUCAUCCCGUGCAGGUCUGGACCCCUUCACACCACCACAAGCCCAGCAUCAUCCCGUGCAGGUCUGGACCCCUUCACACCACCACAAGCCCAGCAUCAUCCCGUGCAGGUCUGGACCCCUUCACACCACCACAAACUCAGCAUCACCCAAACAUCAGCAUGUCAGUUAUAUAAGAAAGGAUGUUUGACUGGCUGUCUGGGCAAGGUUGGAGGGCAGAUGCUUGGGGAUAACCUCACACAACAUCUCAGGUAGAUGAAUUUGGAGUAUGGGACGAACAUAUGCUGACUGUGGUCGGUUUCUGAGUUUACCAUCAUCGAAAUCGCUAAAACUAGUGUCCGAAUGACGACAGGAAGCCGGCGGCGUGUCGAACUGCCUUCCCGCCAAACGCACACCGAAACUACGACGUUGGUACAACGUUCGAACAAGUUUUAACACCUCCUAACCAGUUAUAACAACCAAUAUAGCAAGUUGUAACAACGUUCUAAUACGUCAUAAACACGUUAAGCCAAGAUGUAACAACUUUAUUACAAGUUGUAACAAGCGGAAAAUAGAGACAGUUUCGGUUUGUGUUUCUAGGGUUGAUGAUCUCCCCAUUGAAACAUGAUGAUAUUUUCCAUUUGUACUUUAAAUGUUAACAGAGUUUUAGUAUUUAUGAAUUCGGCAGGUAGGCGGUUCCAGGGUAAAAAAAAGCAGUCUUUCUCUCAAAUACCAUAGGAAAUAUAAGCAACUAGGGAGACGUAUGCGAUUCUCAUAGUCAAGUGAGAUACUCGGUGUGGUGUUACUUGUUUUAGUGUUUCUCAAUAAUAAACUUAAUUAGAAGGGGAAGAGGAAAGAUUUGGAGGACGGGGGGGGGGGGAGCUUUUCCCACACCCCAGGAAGCUGCUUCCUCUCUUCCUGACUCCUUCUCGCCACACAAUUUCCUUAUUAACGCUACUGAAAUUCAUUUAUGUUUUACCUUCCUAUUUUCGUCUUUUUAACGUAUACACUAAUGAACAAAUAUAGAUAAUUAUAAUUCAAUAAUAAGGAUGGAAAAUGCUGGAAACUCUUACCUGAAGGCGGUUUCAGCUUGGCUCACUCAUUAUCAAGACAGUAACUACUCCAGAACAUGCUGUGUUUUCGUAAAAACUGGCAACGGGUAUGCUGGCUUUUCGUAAAAACUGGCAACGGGUAUGCUGGCUUUUCGUAAAAACUGGCAACGGGUAUGCUGGCUUUUCGUAAAAACUGGCAACGGGUAUGCUGUGUUUUCGUAAAAACUGGCAACGGGUAUGCUGGCUUUUCGUAAAAACUGGCAACGGGUAUGCUGGCUUUUCGUAAAAACUGGCAACGGGUAUGCUGGCUUUUCGUAAAAACUGGCAACGGGUAUGCUGGCUUUUCGUAAAAACUGGCAACGGGUAUGCUGGCUUUUCGUAAAAACCGGCAACGGGUAUGCUGGCUUUUCGUAAAAACUGGCAACGGGUAUGCUGGCUUUUCGUAAAAACUGGCAACGGGUAUGCUGGCUUUUCGUAAAAACUGGCAACGGGUAUGCUGGCUUUUCGUAAAAACUGGCAACGGGUAUGCUGGCUUUUCGUAAAAACUGGCCACUUUUCGUAAAUAAAGUAAGAAAUGGCAAAACGUUGGGCCUACAGAGAGAAUACAGUAGUGUCCUGGGCUGAACAGCCUUCAGCAUACUGACCUGGGUUACGGCACACACACCUGGUAUUCUCCAUGACACUGCUUCAAACUCUUCCGUUAUCUUGAGAUGAUUUCGGGGCUUUAGUGUCCCCGCGGCCCGGUCCUCGACCAGGCCUCCACCCCCAGGAAGCAGCCCGUGACAGUUGACUAACACCCAGGUACCU
Messenger RNA from Procambarus clarkii (red swamp crayfish), 6555 nucleotides. The record is from RefSeq and is a predicted model, not a curated record. NCBI's taxonomy places the organism in Eukaryota, Metazoa, Arthropoda, Malacostraca, Decapoda, Cambaridae.